Molecule: messenger RNA, 2349 nt
Organism: Symbiodinium sp. CCMP2592
Lineage: Eukaryota; Dinophyceae; Suessiales; Symbiodiniaceae
Source: the annotation of a GenBank genome assembly
AUGAACACGACGGGGAACGAGGAGGAUGGCUUGCUUCUCAAGCUCAUCACGAAGGCUUCUGACGGCUCGGACAUCGGCACCUACGCCUAUCGAGUCACGGACACCUCGGUCAUCGUGGACUACGAGAACGCCAAGAUCGACUUGCCGGUGUCUUUCUUGCGGGAGCUUCAGACAGAUCCAGACGACGUCAUCGUGAUCAGCCUUGCGAGCUUCACGAACGAAUCCUUUGCGUACAAGCUGCUCGCUGCCGCGAGUGAGCCGCAGGGCAUCCGAUUGCUUGCGGAUCCGUUGAGCAUGAACUUCUUCAACGCUGAGGGCGCUGUGCUCGAAACGACAUCGGAAGAUCCGAUCAGGCUCGGGCUGCAGGUUCUCGAAGAGGAUCCUUCUGCGGAAUGCGCCUUCUGGCACGAGGUCGAGCAGCGCUGGUCCACGCAGGGCAUGUCGGUGGACUCCUUGGGAAACGGCACGGCCACCUGCGCAAUCAGGUACGACCUGCUACCAGUGGUGUCUGCACGUGACGGUGAGGCCCAGGAUGGUGACGGCGAGGUCGAAGCCCUGCCGCCCAGGAAGCCGAGUCUCUUUGGCUUCAUCCUGCAAGCCGUUGGUGCGACCUUCGCCUGCUCCUUAGCCUCGCAGAUCUUCUCCGUGGAGGGCCUGGAAGCUCUGGUGGCAGACCCAAACUGGGUCGUUCGUUGGCCCGCGAUCAUGACUUGGGUGAUCCUGGUGGCGGGUGUCGCCUUGCUGUUGCAAGCACAUCGAGCAGACAGGCAGUACGAGCAGCGCCUGGAACAGCUCCUGCGUAAGGAGGCUGCACGCGACAUGCUGAUAGAGAAAGCGAAGAAGGAGAACAUCUUCUUUGUGAAGCUGAGACAGCUGCUGGAGAUUCGGCGACAGCUCCUUGGCAUGGGCGCUCGGGGGAUGGUGGCGGACCGGGCCCACUGGAGCAUCCUUCAGGCACGGCUAGGUGUCGACUCCACUUUCCUGCAUUCCCUGUACCAGGUAAGUGGCCAGACCGCCUUGCACAUCGAAGCGAGGCAGCUCCUUGAAAACUUCCACGCAGCGGGCCUUUGCAGACGCCUCGUCGCUCUGCACACAGCCUACUGCUCGUGGGUGCGUGUUCUGGAGCCAUCCUUGCGAGUGACCUGCUUGGAGCGUGCGGCCGUGGCGCUUUGCAAAUUUUACAGUGGACUUGCGGUUGCUGCCGUCUUCUAUAGCCAAUCUGCCGUGGCUCCAGGCCAAGACGAAGGAUGCAGCAUCUUCCAGGAUCCUCUGGCGCAGCUGAUUCGUACCGCUGUGGUUGCCUGGGUCUCCGCGAUGGUGGGGCUGCUGCCGUUCUUGGCAUUGAUGCCCCUGUUCGAGAAGCUUCGGAGUAUGGAGCUGAAGACGCGUCACAUCAUCUUCUGGACCUUCAUCUCUACCUACCUGCUGACCUGCAUCCUAGUUGUCUGCAUCUUCCAGUCUAUGGUGAGCUACAAGGACACCUUGGACUGGAUGUACUCCGCCGCGCAGACGCUGGCAUUUUCUCUCAUUUUGACUCCCUUGCUGAUGGCCACUGUCGUCCUCCUGUUCGUGCAUUCUGCCAACAUCGACCUUGACGAGCAUUUGCCCUUCCAUGCCAAGGACGAUCACUGCUACAAGGUGACCUUGCGGAACAUGACGGUGUCAGGAGAAGAGUGGCAGGAUCAAGGACGGCGCUCCCAGCUAUGCGCCCGCUGGGAGAUCGCAGGGCACCCUGAAACCGCCACCAUCACCACCUUCCAAGCAGAUGCUGAUGGAGAAAUUGAAUUGGACGGUGUGAUGCCGUAUCACGCACUCCUCGUCUCCAUCUACCUCAGGCCCAAGUCAUCCACAUUGCGGUUGCUCGGCAAUGCCGCACUCCCGAGUGACAAGUUCAUUCACAGUGGCUUUGGCGGUGAGCUGCCGCUUUACCUACGAGGCAAAGCAGUACCAGGCAUGCAGGUCGGAGUGUCCAUCGCUCGCCCUGCCAUCAGCCAACAAGCCGUUGUACAACGUGGCCGCAGCAGUAUCCGUCUUACUGUGCAGGGAAACAACGUGCUGGCUGCCGAGCAGGAACUGCAGCAGGAGCUUGAGGUUUUCGGCAUCUGCUUUGAGGACGAUGACGACGAUGCAACGAUGCCAGAUGACGAAGCUAUGCCGCCCGAGGUCACAUGCCAGCUUGCGGGUAUCACUUUCGAUGAUGAUGUCGUCCUUGAAAGCGACUUCCAGAAAGACUGCAGUGAGCUUGGCAUUACCUUCGGGUCCGAUGCUGAUUCGGAAGACCUCCGAAGCAUCGAAGCAACGGAGCACAAUGAUUUGUCAAGCAGCGUGGCUGUGGUCCCUCAACGCUGA